Molecule: messenger RNA, 1884 nt
Organism: Drosophila eugracilis
Lineage: Eukaryota; Metazoa; Arthropoda; Insecta; Diptera; Drosophilidae
Gene: MED19
Product: mediator of RNA polymerase II transcription subunit 19
Exons: 3
Coding region: 298-1308 (336 amino acids)
Biological process (GO): positive regulation of transcription by RNA polymerase II
Cellular component (GO): mediator complex
Molecular function (GO): transcription coregulator activity; transcription factor binding
Source: RefSeq, a predicted model, not a curated record
AUGCGGUCACACUGGUUCGCGGACACAACAAGAUGGCGAGACUUGCCCCCGAAAUCUGUUAGAAAACGUCACAAGAGCAGACAAUUUAUUGAGUUUUCGCCUAGAUAGGAGUUUGCCGAAGUGCCGGGCAGCCGCGGCGCAUUUUGCAGUGUGUGUGCUUGGUUGGCGUGGCCAGAGAGCCGUUACAGGCGAUACCUUCUGCUGGCCUUGUCUUGUCGUUGCUGUGCCAGUGUGUGCGGCUGUGUGAGUGCGGUGCGAGUGUGUACGUGAGCUGCCAAGAAUCGCAAGAUUUCCAAAAUGAUGAGCAACUACGGGAACAUGAUGGACUCCCCGAAGUCCUCUCCCCAUGGCGGCGGCCGAUCCCCCGUAGUCGCACGCCAGGACUCUUCCGGUACCUUGAAAACAACUAUAUCGCUGGGUAAGACGCCCACGAUCAUUCACACCGGGCCGUUCUACUCGAUGAAGGAACCGCCUGCUAAGGCGGAACUCACAGGCGACAAGGAUCUCAUGACCGAAUACGGACUGCACCACACACUCACAAAGUUCAAGGAGAAGAAGUUUAAAGAGUCGCUGGCCUCGUUUCUGCAGAACAUCCCCGGCAUCAACGACCUUAUCACGCAUCCCGUCGAGAACAGCACGCUGCGGAGCGUAAUCGAAAAACCGCCCAUUGGUGGCAAGGAGCUACUCCCACUGACCCCCGUGCAGCUGGCCGGGUUCCGCCUGCAUCCUGGACCGCUACCGGAACAGUAUCGAACCACAUAUGUCACACCUGCGAGAAAACACAAAAACAAACAUAAAAAGCACAAACACAAAGACGGCGUGACCACGGGACAGGAAUCCACUAUGCUGGAUUCGGCCGGCCUGGAGACUUACGAGAAGAAGCACAAGAAACAGAAGCGCCAUGAGGACGAUAAGGAACGCAAGAAGCGCAAAAAAGAGAAAAAACGAAAAAAGAAGAACCAGAGUCCUGAGCCGGGCGUGGGUUUACUUCCCGGUGGAGCUGGCUUGGGCGGAGCAGCAGGUGUUAUGGGCGCCACCAGUCUGGGAUCGCUUGGCGGCGGUCCUGGACCUGGAUUGUCCAGUCUAGGGGCCAGCAUGGGACCAGGCGUUGUUGGCGGCAUGAAUAGUUUCUCCUCGUCGAUGCAGAUGCAGCAGCAGAUGCCCAUGCAACAACAGCAGAUGUCGAGCGGAGGUCUUCUUGGGUCUGUGUUGGGCACAAGUGGUGGCCCAGGGGGUGGCGGCGGUGGGGGAGGCGGGGGCGUGGGGAGCGGCGGCGGUGGAAACAGCCUGCUAAUGUCGCAGUUCUAGGCAGGAUCCUUUAGCAAAAUAGACUUGGCUCAUUACCUCUUAUCAGCAGACGCACCCCCGAUGGCAACACAAAAAACCAACAAAAAAAACGCAGACGGACCUGAAGCGGUUCUCUAAAUGCAAUUUUCUCGAUAACGUUUCGUGUACUAGUUUUUAAUUUAUCAUUAUCGUAACUGUAAAAUAGUUUAUUUCUGUAAUUAGCCAACAAUUUUCGUUCUUUCGCGCUAGCUUAAUGAGAUUUAUUUAAACGCAAGUUAUGGUACAAAACGCAAAACGUUUUCGCUCUCGAUUCCAGCUCUUCCCUUUACAUACACACACCCACAACCAGCCCUCGCCACGCCCCAAAACGCCUGCUUUUUUGCACCCUUUUUAAUUUGUCCAUCAACCUUGUAAUAUGUAGGGUCAGUAUUUCAAAUAUUUUUCUGCAAUGGUUUGUUCUUCCAGCAAGUUUUAAAACACAAAAGAAAGCUGAGAUUCAACAAAAUAAAAAUGCCUGUACUAUAAGUAAUUAAUUUUAGUGAUUAGGCGCAUAAAACAAUAAUAAACAAGCAUACAAAUGAUCAACGUGUCAGUUAA